AUGGGGGAGCCCAUGGAUGUCGAUGAUCAAGGAAGGCUUCUGCAAGAUAAUUAUAUGGACACAUCGAUAGAGGAUUAUCAUAAUGUACCUUCCAACGUUCUUGGAGCUUGCCUAAGAAAAUGCGUUUUAAUGGAACCAUCCACAAUUGAAAUCGAUGUCAAUGGAUAUGAACUAAUCCAGAAACACAAGCUUCUCUUUCGAACGAUGGAAAAGACCAAGAAUAGUUCUGAACCAGCUGAUGAAACCACUGGCUCGAUAUUCCAGUUUCCACGAGAUCCGUUUCAAAAGGUCUAUGCAGUAGGAGCAACGUAUUUCGACGAAAAUAAUGGUGUCAUCCAGAAACUUGAAGGGAAAAUAUACAAAGUCAAAGAAGCGAAAGUCUUGUUUGAUUACGCUAAUAGACAGAGUAUGACCGCAGCGAGAAUUGAACUCGAAGAUCGUGGCGACAAAUUUCAAUAUUUCUUCGGCCCCUGUCCAAUUGGCUGUUGCUCUAUCGAAGUAAAAUUUGUACUUGGCAAAACGAUGCAAAGAGCACGUCCACAAGCGGAAACUUUUGAAUCUUGUCUUCCACUUCAUGUUGGCCGAACUAGAUACCGCCCAGAUCAUCAAGUGCAAUAUAUUCAUAGUCAUCGCUUUGUCGAAGACAUAACUAUAAGAAUGAUUCACGGAACUGACAAUAACAUCGAACUCAGUGCAGCUGUUGACGAUUAUGAAGUAAAUGUUGAACUAACGCCAGUUAAAAAUAUGCAUCUUGGCGUAUACUCUGGUGGGGAACACAUGCAUGAAUAUAAAGUCACUUUUCCUGAUGGCAGGCCGAAUAUCUCUCAAAGUGGGCAGUACUCUGCGAUUCUCAACAUCAGUGUCACUUACGAUAAUUCAAGCAAUGAGGAGCAAUCCUUUAAGGACAGCAAAAAAUAUGCGGAACGAGUCCGAAUCGAUGGACUUCCCAAUAACUAUGGAAACAUUCUAUCAUUUGACAUUUCGCCCAAGAUGAUCGAAGAAAAGCUAAAAGAAAAAAAUGUAUCCAUAGAAAGACAAGGCAAGACUGCAAGAGAAUUGACCUUCUUUAUCGACCGAUCUGGAACAAUGGUUGGUCAACCACUACGGGAGGCAGUUUAUGGAACAUUGUUACUUCUACGAAGUGUUCUUCGAAAAGACGAUUCUUUCAGAAUUGUUUCGGUUGGUUCAAGAAGUGAAUACUUGAUGCUCAACAACAGGGAUGAAUUUACAGCAAGUGAUCUACACAAUGACCAGAACCAGAGUCCAGUCGAAAUUGAGAUGAGCAGAUUUACAGCAAACAUGAACGAAACAAAGCUGUUAGAACCAAUUCAAAUUGCGAUAAAUCGACGAACAGAAAAAGAUCGAAUAUUCAUUCUCAUCACAGAUGGACUUUUUGGUCGGCCAAGGCAGGCUCAAGGGAAUAAUGAUGCGAAUUUUCUUGCAGAUGAGUUUGAAGAAACGAGAACAAUUAUUGAGCAUGAAACCGCGGGUACUCGAGCAGGAGCCUUCCGUUUUUUUGCAGUUGGAGUUGGCAGAAACUCAAACCAAAUGGGAUGUGACGAGCUUGCAAGAGUCGGCAAAGGAAGUUUCAUUCACGUGCCUUUGAGACAUCGACUUCAAAGUGAAAUGCUCAAACUUGGUGAUCAUAUUCAACUCAAUCACUAUGAGCUGACAGACAUCAAGCUAACUGACGGAGAAGGAGAUGAUUUAGCUGCCUUUCCAGGUCCUGGAUUAAUGCUAACAAGGGACAGUUUACUACCACAAUGGGAACUCUUUGGACUAAAUGAUGAACCAUUUAAACAUCUUAUUCGAAAUGGUUAUCUGCAAUAUCUUAGCCGCUUUCAAAGUCUUCAAAUUUAUGGCAAUGAUCGUGUGCAUUAUCAUCUUCCAGAUCUCACGCCACAGGAAAUCAAAGAUAAUGUAAAGGUCAUAAUAGAAAUAAAUUCUCAACACUUCAUUGAUAUCGACAUAAGUGAUGCAGUUACUUUACUUUCCAAUGUCGAAAAAAAUGUAAGAAACAAUGAUGCGUUAUUUCCAUUGAAAAGUUAUGGUUAUCAACAAUCUGCCUUUUUGUCGAGUUUUAAAUAUCCAAUACCUGAAAUCAACGGCUACGAUCUUCUCACAGAGUUCGCCUUGAAGACCAAAAUCAUGGUCUUUAAAAAGACAAGUUACGGCUGGUUCGACAUGAACGAAGGAGUGGCAAAGAAUGUGAUAGAUCAAGCAAGGGCUAAUGAAGAGGCUAUCAGGCCUAUGGAAAUUCAAGAGAUCUCUGCUCAAAAUUACGAUGCAUAUUUUGGCUCCGGCCGACAAAACCAGGGUUUCGCGCACAACGUGCAAGUUGGCGGAGUCGGUGGUCGCCCACAAGGAGGAGAUUAUGCUGGUGGAAAUCAGGGAGUCCCUGGACAACGACGUCCGACUUUCGGAAAGCCCCCACCAGCGGGAGGAGCAAGUGCGAUGCGAAAACAUCGGAAGCAGAACAAAUACGGCGUCAGAUACCAGAAUACCAUUUUGCCCAAACCGACCUACAUUCCUGAGGACAAGAACUUUACUCCUCUUCUUCUUCAAGCUGAUCGUACCUGGAUUUGGAGAAGCAAGCAGCAAACUUGGGAGCAAAUCAGAAAGUACUUGGCCUUCGAAGAAGAUAUUCACCCACCUAUGCUCGUCAAAGAACUCUUCAAACAAAACGGCAAAUUUGCGGCGAAGUUCAACUUCUCCAGAGAAAACGAGGCCCAAGAACGAGACGAUGUGAUUGUGACACUAUUCGUGUAUGCAAUCUUCGAAAAACGCUGCGAAAGAAAACGGGACAUCUGGUCACGCUCCUGGCGCGAUACGCUGGCAACAAUGAGCAGCAAAUUUGGUGCAAAAGAAGAGGAUGUCAAAGCUCUCAAGCAAGAAAUUCUCCAGUUCAUCUACAAAAAAGGCCUGAUUCUUCCAGAACGCUACUAA
This is a messenger RNA of Oikopleura dioica, 2946 nucleotides long. The record is from the annotation of a GenBank genome assembly. Lineage: Eukaryota; Metazoa; Chordata; Appendicularia; Copelata; Oikopleuridae.